Rhagoletis pomonella (apple maggot) is the source of this 4744-nucleotide messenger RNA. RefSeq lists its product as uncharacterized. Bases 969 to 4247 code for a protein of 1092 amino acids. Gene Ontology annotation, cellular component: plasma membrane. The record is from RefSeq and is a predicted model, not a curated record. The transcript has 10 exons. Lineage: Eukaryota; Metazoa; Arthropoda; Insecta; Diptera; Tephritidae.
GCCAGAGAACGUAAGUUAAAUUUUACGUUCUCUGUAUUCACGUCAAUAAAAAAAUAUUUCCGUCUGCGUCAGCUAAACAAUCAAGAAAUUAAUUAAUAUUUACAUAGCACGCAAUUCAAUGGUUUUUUAAUCGUCAUAAAAAUUACAAAUUCUUUAUAGUGAAAUUCGGAUAGUGAUCUCUCGCAAUGUGCUAAAUUCAUUUGUAUAUACGCAUGUGCCAUGUGUUUGUGUAUACCUGUGCGCCCGUGUGUCUCCGCGUUCGCGUCCAAUUCGGUGUAUCUAUUGUCGUCGUCCGUCCGUCCGUACCGUCGUGCAACCCGCACCAUUCCCUCCAGAUGCGAUGAAUCAUACCAUUUCGAAUGAGUAUAAUUGUAAAAAAUGCUAAAAGGCAACUGAAAAUAAUUCUGGCGGUCGCUACACAAACAACAAAUCGAGAAUCCAAUUAGUGCAAACCAGGAAAGGAAAAUGCAUUUGAAUGCAGUGUGACAAGGUAAACUGCGAUUUGUGAAUGUACAGCUUCAGUAGGUGAACUGCUGGUAGCAGUUGUAGCAAAAGUCAGCGUAGUAACAAAUGCAUUUGAAUGGAGUCGUAAGUAAGUGCAUAGCUACAACGGCGCAACAAAGUGCAAGGAAGCACAUGUGGAAGCAUUAGUAACCGAGUGAAAGUCAUUAAUUUAACGUGCAGUCAACAAAGCAUACAGGCAGCUAAAAUAAUUGGACUUCAUAUUGGUGCCGCGAGCAAAAAUGAAAAUGGUCAAAUUGUUCUUCAGCUCACACAAGAAAUGUAAGGAAAAUGUCAACGACACCAUUAUUAAGUGAAGUGUGAACAGAGAUUGCAACACAAAGUAACAAAAACGCGAAAAAAAAUCCCAAAAGUGCAAGUCAGUGCGAGUGGCCGCCCAGUAAAUCAGUCAGUCAGCAACACUCUUCCAGUGUCCGUUUUUCAUCAGCGACCUCGUGAACAAAACGAUGGCUCUACAUGCCACCAAUUCAUGCAACAGCAGCAACUGCACCGCCGCUAUGACGAACAACAAUAAAACGCUCACACCUACAAAAACCACCGUUAAACUGGUAAAUGGCGCAAGCAGCGCCGACGCUGUUAGUGGCGUUGUCGUUGCGUCCCAAAAUAAGGCAGGUGGCAGCGCUAAGAGUUACAAUUUGAGCAAUAAUGUUGAACAGCUAUUCAAUUCAGCCUUGAAGGCAUUGCAUUUGCCACAAUGUGUGGGUGGUGGUGCUGCUGCUGCUCCUGCUGCUGCUGCUGCUGCUGCUCCUGAUGGUGAAGAAGGCGUUAUUGAUGCCAAGAAGGCGGCAGAAAAAGUUAAAAUAAAUGGUGAAUUGGUGGCGACUAAUCAGCGUUUGGAACGCAUCACAAGCGGCGAUGAAAAUGAUGAUGAUGAGGACACUGAUGCUGAUGAGGAGGACGAAGAGCCGGAGGAGGAGGAGGGGAAACAGAGAACUCUGCAGCUGCGCUGCGUCUGUCCUGUACCGCACCUCCACAACAACACCGCCAUUAACAAUAAUAGCAAUAAGAAUAACAAAAAUACAACCAUGACCGUUACAACUACCUUCCGCAGCAGCAGCACCUCGGCGCUCAUGACAGCCGCCCAUAUGCGACCACAGACGCUGAAUGUGCAACAUAUGCAUGAGACGCCAUCGGAUCAAACGCAGCUAUUCUUUCGAGAGGUUCUAAAUGCUUGGCGUGCCAAAGCGCGUUGCAAUGUGGUGCCCGCGGAACGUACACAGGAGCUCUUCCAUGAGCUGAGUUUUCAUCCAAGUGAAAAGCAAAUUAGCGAAAUGCUACAGACAGCCAAAUUAUUGGCUCGCAAAAGCAGCCGUCAAUCGAAUGGUCUCACCUUUGGUGAAUUUUGUGUGCUAGCAGCUGAUCUAAAACGCUUUCGCGCAUCGACAUUCUCGCCAUCGAUCUGUGACAAAGUGAAUCUAUUAAGCUCUCUACAGCCAGAAAGUAAUGACAAUAGUCGUGCUGGUGGUGGCCUCUUACCCAACACGGAGGCCAAUAACAGCAGCCUGAUGUGCACCGCUUCGACAUCAACGGGCACCAGCAGCGGCAACGGCACUGAACUACGUAGUACAAAAUCCCUAAGUAAUGUCGAAGACUGCAAACGUAAAUUGUCAAAAGGUGAUACAUCGGCACCGGUCGAGGUGUUCCUAGGCGGUUCGUGCAACCCCACCACCUGGCGUGCCGAUGUAGCGAUACCGGCGUUGAAAGAGCUUGGCAUUUCCUUCUAUAAUCCCCAAGUUUCUGAUUGGACGCCUGAUCUCAUCGAGCUGGAACAUCGCGCCAAAGAGAAGGCGCGUGUUUUGUUCUUCGUUAUGGAUUCGGAGACGCGCGCAUCUGCUGGUGCCAUUGAGGCGGCACAUAUAGCGGGUCAAAACUGCAAGCAGCUGGUGUUGGUACUACAUCCAUAUAAACGUAAUCAAUCGAUUCUUAAUGAGCAAAUAUCCCAGCAAGAAUACAUUGACCUCCGGCGCAAUCAGCUAAUACUGAAGGAAUUGGUCACACGUCGUGGCCUGCCAGUUAUGGAUGAUAUACCAUCGGGUCUGCAGCGCACCAAAGAAAUUUUGGCUGGCAUUAGAGAUCCACCCUCGAAUAUAGCAUCGAUUUUAGUUGUAGUACGCGGCGCAUUCGAUCGUGUUAACCCAGUGAACGGCAUCAUUACAGUAGCACAAUGUCAACGCGCUCUCUUAUAUUUAGGUUACGCUCAGAGUCUAGUUAAAUUAGACAAUUUAAAUAAAAUAGUAGCAGCUCAACGUGAAACGCUUGAAACGUUAGAAAAACGUAGUACAAAAUCGAGUGCUCAGCGAGAUAUCAGCGGCAGCAGUAGCACCAAGAAGAGCGCAUCGUCCUCGUCCACAUCAUCGUGCAGCUCAGAUACGCCGACCGCUUCGGUAAACGAAUCGGCUGAUGUCGAUUUUGAUUUAUUCUGCGUGAUUUCCGCUUAUCUCUCGGUGCUGCAGCAGGAGAUACAAGAAAGUGGUUGCAUUUCGCCCAUAAAGGGAACGAACGUACCACCACCGCCCGUCUAUCUUACCAAUAUGCAAGGUGAUGAGAGCAAUUUUGCCAUCAGCUAUUUCACUAGCAAGAACAUCUCACGCACCUCAAGUCAAACUAGCGUACCCGGCAACGAUGAACGUCACAGCAGCAGCGAUUUGUUGAGUCGCAAUCGCGAUAGCGGCACUUCCUCGCCACAACCAUUGGAUCAGCCACUGAAAUCUCGCUCGGCCGCUCACUUAGGUAAAGCAAAAACAAAAAUACUUGUUAACAUCGAAUCUAUAGAAACAACCGAAAUAACAACAACCAUCCAAACCGCUCAUACACCACCGACACCGCCUAAUACUUCUACUACUACCGCUACAGCUUAUCCGGGUUUGAGCACAAACACAACAACAGUACAACCGCUUACGCAAAUCAACGCCAAUGCCGCCGCCCAAAUGCACUCAGCACUCGCGGGCAUGGAUGGCAGCAACGUCACAGCUGACGCUGAGGAGAGUGAUUCGAAUGACUCCGUGUUCUCAUCGAGCAGCUCCAUUAAUUCGGUAAAUUGUAAUUAUGGCGGCGGUGAAACGCUCACUUUCUCUGGGGUGGACUUUCGUGACGUUUACCUUGGUGGUAGUUGUUUUUUGCGCACCAAAUGGCGUCAAGAUAUCGCUAUGCCGUACCUGAAGAGCAAAUGCAUCACUUUCCACUUGCCAUCGCUGCACGAGAGCUUGCAACCAUCGCAACUGGACUUGCCCGACAAAGUAUUUGAGGAUGCGCGUCAGCUGGGCGCACAGGAGACAUCACUGAAACGCACACGCCGAAAAUAUCGCGGCGCAGCGCUGGAGGAAGAGGAGGAAGAAGAGUUGACUGUAUCAGAAGAAACAUACAGUUGGGCGUUGCCGCCGAUGCGGCCAUAUCUUUUCAACCCCUCGCUGUUAGAUGCCAGCCGGGUGUUGCUGUUCGUCAUCACCAAUGAGACACGCUCGCUGGCGCCAAUGACGUUGGCGGCGCAUUGCAUUGGACUGAUGUACAAUGUGGUUUUAGCUGUGCAAAUGCUGCCCGAGGACUGUGUGAUAAACAAUGAAAAGCUCACGCCGGCUGCUAUCAAAGAUUAUAAUCGCGGUCGGUCGUAUCUAAUUGAUUUGGCCAAACGCCAAGGUGUGCCUGUGUUCAACGAUUUGAAGGCAGCUUUGGAAUGUACUGUGGAUAAGAUAAAAGCGUGUAACUCCAGAGGCAGUCGUUAUGAUUGAAUGAGCUCUCAUAUGCAUAUGCAGUUGAAUCACCUGUAAGCCUUAAAAAGUAAUCUGUCUACAAUUGAACUUUGACAGCAUUUAGGGUGAGACGCUCCAAAUACAUACAUAACUAUACAUACAAACAUAAAUACGACGAGUACCUACUACAUGGGCAGCAGAUUUUAGCAGAAUUUUUUCAACAACAUAUACUAUAUUUAGAAUACAUACUAUCGGAUCCGCGUAAAUUCAACUUUUACUUAACUACAUUUGUAAUAGUUUAGUGUUUUUAUGUUUAAAAUUAUGAAGCUUCAAUUCUAUGCAUCAUAGUUACAUAGCGAAUAAGUGAAGAUUUAACCCAUAUACGUGCAUAAUGUACGCGACAGAUGCCUUAACCGUGCGCCAAGCUACUAAUUCGUACUAUGUAAGUCCUUGUUUAAUUUAAUUUAAUCACUAUCUAAUAUAAAAAAAUAGUACAUACGAUUAUCGUCCUGUAGUGCAUAUAUCGGCAAUGUAAA